Messenger RNA from Fragaria vesca subsp. vesca, 1664 nucleotides. Its product is annotated as 3-dehydroquinate synthase-like. The transcript is spliced from 8 exons. Gene Ontology annotation, cellular component: cytoplasm. Bases 71 to 1402 code for a protein of 443 amino acids. The record is from RefSeq and is a predicted model, not a curated record. Gene Ontology annotation, molecular function: 3-dehydroquinate synthase activity. Gene Ontology annotation, biological process: aromatic amino acid biosynthetic process. Lineage: Eukaryota; Viridiplantae; Streptophyta; Magnoliopsida; Rosales; Rosaceae.
ACAAUGCCACAUCCUCACACCAACCUCUACUCUCCCUCAACCCGACCCAGCUGACCCGAACCCGAACUCCAUGGCCUCCACAGCCAACCCCUUCUCCAUCUCCCUCUCCUCCAAGCCCACCGCCAAACCCUCACUCUUCAACCCGUCGGAGCAGCUCUCUCUUCGCGUUCAAACCCACGGCGUCGGGCCUCUCCGCUCUUCGAAUUGCUCCGUCAAGCUGACCGUAGCGAAAUCCAAGUCCAAGAUAAUGGCGACUUCGGCGCAGGUGGUGGAUCAACCGCCGAGUAAAACGGGCGCGGCGGCUAUGGAGGUGGUGGAGGUCGGUUUGGGUGAUCGGAGCUACCCGAUUUACAUUGGAUCCGGACUCCUAAAUCAACCCGAGCUUCUUCAAAGGCAUGUUCAUGGAAAGAGAGUUCUUGUGGUGACUAACACCAGAGUUGCGCCGUUGUAUUUGGAGAAAGUAGUUGAUGCUUUAACGAAGGAUAACCCAAACGUUACGGUUGAGAGCGUGAUUUUGCCGGAUGGGGAGAAGUACAAGGACAUGGAUACUCUUAUGAAAGUGUUUGACAAGGCCAUUGAGUCAAGACUGGACCGACGAUGUACAUUUGUUGCUCUCGGAGGCGGUGUGGUUGGUGACAUGUGUGGCUAUGCUGCUGCUUCUUUCCUUCGCGGUGUUAAUUUCAUUCAAAUUCCAACAACUGUUAUGGCUCAGGUUGAUUCUUCUGUUGGGGGAAAAACUGGGAUAAACCACCCUCUUGGGAAGAACUUGAUAGGUGCUUUUUACCAACCCCAGUGUGUGCUUAUCGACACAGACACACUUGAUACGUUACCAGAUAGGGAACUGGCAUCAGGACUUGCCGAAGUCAUUAAGUACGGACUUAUUAGAGAUGCAGAAUUCUUUGAGUGGCAGGAGAGGAAUAUGGACGCAUUAAUAGCAAGGGAUCCAAACGCUCUCGCUUAUGCUAUAAAGCGCUCAUGUGAAAACAAGGCCGAGGUUGUGUCCUUGGAUGAGAAGGAAGGUGGAGUGAGGGCGACUCUGAACUUGGGUCAUACAUUUGGCCAUGCAAUAGAAACAGGGGUUGGCUAUGGAAAGUGGUUCCAUGGAGAAGCUGUUGCAGCUGGCAUGAUCAUGGCUGUUGAUAUGUCCUACCGCCUUGGUUGGAUUGAUGAUUCACUUGUGAAGCGAGUUCACAACAUUGUAAAACAGGCCAAUCUACCUACAAGCCCUCCUGAGUCUGUGACCGUUGAGACGUUCAAAGCUGUGAUGGCGGUUGAUAAGAAGGUAGCUGAUGGGUUGCUAAGGCUCAUCCUUCUGAAAGGUCCUUUGGGAAAUUGUGUUUUCACAGGUGACUAUGAUAGAAAGGCCCUGGACGAAACACUCCACGCAUUUUGCAAGUCCUGAUUCGCAUUUGUUUGAUCUUAAUUGUGCCGGUACCAUUAUAUGCAAGUUUUGAACCUCUGUUUUGUAUCUUUGUUGUCAUCCACUCAUCCUGGUGCUCUUUUCUCCCCUAGUUUAGUGCCCUUCACUGGUCUUCCUACAGUUUAUAGCCUUGUAAUUUUUAGAAAUUGUUGAAUGUGAACAAUAAAUCCAAGUAUCUGGAAUCAUGAUCGUAAGUUAUUAAAACUUGAAAUAUUGUGAAUGAAAAUGGUUCGCAGUUGUUUCA